This is a messenger RNA of Protopolystoma xenopodis, 405 nucleotides long. NCBI's taxonomy places the organism in Eukaryota, Metazoa, Platyhelminthes, Monogenea, Polystomatidea, Polystomatidae. The record is from the annotation of a GenBank genome assembly.
AUGGAGGGUGGCAGCUCAGAAGCUAAGUGUCUCACAGGUGUCUCACCAGGCCUGCCAACCCUUGGAGCCGAAGCAGUUGGCCUCGACCCCACUUCUAGUCCAACCACGCCUUGUCUUGCGCCUUCUUCCACCACUAAUUCCAGAGCUACUCUGGUCUGUCCCGAGCCAUCCGUUUCCACUUGCCGGUCAUUCGCUUCUGCUGAUCGUCUUCAUGGAGGUGAAGGGACUUCUGAUUACAAGCCUCUUUUCACCCGACGGUCGGAAGGCAGCGGUCUUGGGCAAAGGCGACAUGACAUUCAUUGUUUUUCGGUCCCAGAAUUCGGCAAUGACAUGCCUCGUCCUCAAGACUAUAAUUUAGCUACUCCAGAUGGUGCUGAUCGUAAGCAAUGCAUAUGGUUCAAUUAA